Molecule: messenger RNA, 726 nt
Organism: Prorocentrum cordatum
Lineage: Eukaryota; Dinophyceae; Prorocentrales; Prorocentraceae
Source: the annotation of a GenBank genome assembly
AUGCUGGCAAGUCCGAUGACAGGGAGUUGGCCGACGUUGACGAGGGGAGGGAGAAGGAACCCAAACGCCCACGCAGCCAAAGAGGAAGGGACGACGUCGGCAAGAAGAACACUGACCACGACAGGAGCGAAGAUAAGGGCAAGGAGGACCAGGGUGACGAGGCAAGUGGCACGCGCGCAAGCUGCAGCAGGUCUUCCAGGACGGGCCCCUCCUGUCGCAGUGUUGGGGUGGAAGGCGGCUGCGGUGGAGGACAAGCAGGCCUUCUUCAGCUCGAAGCCAGGGGUCGUCUGGGACCUUCGCAACACUGGGAGCCGCGCGUACAGGCAGAUCUGGUUCGAGCUGAGGCAGCCACCGAGGCACUCGCAGUCCGAAGUCGACAGCCUGCUGGCUGGCGCAGUAUACCCCACUAGUGUUGGGACGUCUCUUGUUUUCGAGAACGGGUACUGCCGUGCUUGGGACUUUUACCUUGGGCCAGGACAGGGCGGGGGAGCUGAGAGCACUCAUCACCACGUCCUUGAUUACUUGUUUGUGUAUGUAGCACCGGGGAGGUUGUUGGGGUAUUAUCCCGAUGGAAGGCCUGGCCUCUUUGACUCUAUCAACGACGACAAUGAUGUAUCGUGGUUUCACAUCCCUGAUUCUGCACCUGGGAAUCCAGUGUACGCUCAUGGUGGCAAGAAUGGCUACAAUGACCUACCACACAGAGCUUAUCUGGUGGAGUUGAAGUGA